Paramuricea clavata is the source of this 6661-nucleotide messenger RNA. The record is from the annotation of a GenBank genome assembly. Lineage: Eukaryota; Metazoa; Cnidaria; Anthozoa; Malacalcyonacea; Plexauridae.
AUGGAGCAAGAAUGCGAAAACAAGCAACAACUAGAAGAGUACCAUGACAAGUAUCAGAUUCAACGGGAGACUGAAAGCAAUGAGAAAGCAUUGGAAAAUGCAAAAGUACGAGCGGAUCAGAUUCAGGAAACAACAGAAUACCUUAAGUUAGGAGAUGCUUGCAGAUUGAUGAAUCAGUUUCAAAUGGCAAUUAAAUACUACGAAGAAGCUUUAGAAAUUGUAAAAGAACGAAAAGAUGAAGCUCUGGAGACAACGGCAUACCUUGCGUUAGGACUUGUGUAUAGAUUGAACAAUCAGUUUCAAACAGCAAUCGAAUACUAUGAGAAGGCUUUGGAAAUUGCAAAAGAACGAUACGAUCAAGCUCAGGAAACAACGACAUACCUAAGGUUAGGAGACGUUUAUAGAUUGAACAAUCAGUUUCAAAUGGCAAUUGAAUACUGUCAGCAAGCCUUGGAAAUUGCGAAAGAACGAAAAGAUCAAGCUCAAGAUACAACGGCAUACAUUGGGUUAGGGCAUGCUUAUAGACGAAGCAAUCAGUUUCAAACAGCAAUUGAAUACUAUGAACAGGCCUUGGAAAUUGCAAAAGAACGAAAAAAUCAGGAUCAGAAAACAAUGGCAUACCUUGGGUUAGGACUUGCUUGUAGAAUGAACAAUCAGUUUCAAAUGGCAAAUGAAUAUUAUGAGACAGCCUUGGAAAUUGCAAAAGAAGGAAAAGAUGAAGCUCUGGAGACAACGGCAUACCUUGGGUUAGGACUUGUGUAUAGAUUGAACAAUCAGUUUCAAACAGCAAUCGAAUACUAUAAGAAGGCUUUGGAAAUUGCAAAAGAACGAUACGAUCAAGCUCAGGAAACAACGGCAUACCUAAGGUUAGGAGACGCUUGUAGAUUGAACAAUCAGUUUCAAAUGGCAAUUGAAUACUGUCAACAAGCCUUGGAAAUUGCGAAAGAACGAAAAGAUCAAGCUCAAGAGACAACGGCAUACAUUGGGUUAGGACAUGCUUAUAGACGAAGCAAUCAGUUUCAAACCGCAAUUGAAUACUAUGAGCACGCCUUGGAAAUUGCAAAAGAACGAAAAGAUCAAGAUCAGAAGACAACGGCAUACCUUAGGUUAGGAUAUGCUUAUAGAAUGAUCAAUCAGUCUCAAACAGCAAUUGAAUACUAUGUGCAAGCCUUAGAAAUUGCAAAAGAACGAAAAGAUCAAGAUCAGGAGACAACGGCAUAUCUCAGGUUAGGAAAUGUCUAUAUUCAUAGACAGAUCAAUCAGUUUCAAACGGCAAUUGAAUACUAUGAGCAAGCCUUGGAAAUUGCAAAAGAACGAAAAGAUCAAGCUCAAGAAAUAACGGCAUACCUUGGGUUAGGACGAGCUUAUAGACGGAGCAAUCAAUUUCAAACGGCAAUUGAAUACUAUGAGCAAGCCUUGAAAACUGCAAAAGAACGAAAAGAUCAAGCUUAUGAGACAAAGGCAUGCCUUAGGUUAGGACGUGCUUAUAAAUUGAAUAAUCAGUUUCAAACAGCCUUGGAACACUAUGCAAAGGCCAUGAAAAUUGCGGAGGAACUGGAAGAUAAACAUUACGAAAGUAUUGCAAGAAAUGCAAGUGAAAAGAUUUUAAGAAUUACGGGUAAGUUUAGGCAAAUGGAUGUCAACUGAGUAUCAGGUUGUUAAAGUUAUUGUUAUUUUAAAAAUAAAACCUUGAAUCCGACACUUGAUGUUGCAGUUUUAUGCACAAUAAAAAUGUGCUCGGUUGAAGAGAAACGCUAAGCUCAAUGACUGGGUUUAUAAUCCCAAAGUAAAACCCAAGUUCAUCAAACUGUCAAUGCGGCAGCUACCUGCGACCAUCUUGAGUAACAAAGUUUCAUGUUGACCUAAAGGCAAUUAUCCAAUCUGGUGUAGGAAAAUAGUCACGUGCACGCAUGCAUCUCUUUACCACCAAAAGUACACUUAGUCAUGGAGACACACAACACAUUCAAUAUGUUAUGCAAAUUAGAUAUCAAAAGCACAAGGACCAAAAUGAACAUCCGACAGUGCCAGAAAAUCCCUUUAUUUUUUAUCUCGAAAUAGAACUUUGCAAGCCUUACGAUGCCUGGAGAUGGCAUAGUUCGAGUAAUUCCACUUUCUACACACCUUUUUGAAUAUCUAUCUACUAUAUAAAACACGAGCAGGACUACUUUAUCAGAUAUAAAACACGACAGCGCAGCUCGAGUGUUUUGUAUCUAAUAAAGCACACACUGCGAGUGUUUUAAAUGGCUUAAUAAAACGACCUAUCUGAUGAGUUCAUUGGUAUGUCGAAGUAAUUUAAAAAAUUCUCGUUGUCUAAGCCGAGAAAAUCCACCAACACCGUAGUGAUUUCCGUUUUCUUUUCCUCAUGAAUUAUUAAUGAGUUUUUCAAAUAGUAAACAAAUCUUAACGUUAAACGGCUACGUCUUCUUCAGACAACUUAAAGUUAUCGAGCCCUCUCCGUGCUUCGACAUUCAAAAUCGCUGGUAGAUUAAAUAUGACUGUAUUUUCAAUCGAUUUAGGUUCAGUCGAUGAAGAUAAGUCUAAUACUAAUAGCAUCCAAAACUCUACAUCAUCAAACAACGCUCGACUUCAGGAUCAAACAGUUGAUAAUAUUCAAGAAACAGAAGCAGAAGAACUUCAUGACAAGGGUUGUAAGUUAGAUGCAACUGUCAAAUCGUGUCUCGAAGUUCAAGAAAAUUCUUAUGAUCUUGGUGAGAGAAAAGAAGAAGCCAAAAACGCCUAUCUAAUGCUCGGAGACAAUUAUCAAGAAUUAAAGCAACACGAAGAAGCCAUUGAAUCUUACCAAAAGACUUUAGAUAUCAGUAAAGAAUUGAGGGAUAAAGAAAUGCAAAUAGUCGCAAUUCAGAGAUUAGGAACAUUAUACUUAACUUUGGCAUCAGUUUGUUCUAAAGAAUGCGAUUACGGACAGGCAGUACACUGGUACAAAAAGGUGCUGGAUAUUUCCGGAACAGAGCGCGAUGAGGUUCACCUCCUGCACGAGAAGGCUCUAAUUGGUUUGGGAGUAGCCUGGUUAAAUUUAGAAGAUACUGAGAAAGCAAUUGAAUACAUUAGCGAAGCUAAAAGGUUUGCUGUGAAGAAAGCUGAUACAGGUAAUCAUUUUAAUUAUAAUUGUUUUGGGGAAAACACAAACUUUACUAUUUGGGAGAGUUUUCGAUAUUUUAAAUAAUAUAUGGUCACAAUUUGAAUAUUUUUUACCCUUUUUCUUCAAGAUAUUGUCUAGCUUUAUGCCUUUUCUAUCCAUAUAGAUUCUGAGAAUUCCGAAACUACGCAUGACAAUAUAAACUCUGCAGAGCAAAAGCCGCCACCCUCGCCAGUACCAGGUAAAUCGGUUAUACUCCAGAUAAGUCAUUUUCAGAUAUUAAAUAUUGUGUAUUUAAUAUUUUUAUUCAAGAAAACAUUAGUUAUCUGCUUUUCCAAAUUGAUUGUGUUUUCCUCUAGUUACUCAACCUCGUUCCCAGGCUCUUCCCUCUUUACCCAGAAUCUGGGAGCCACGUGACCAGCUAUUGCCAAGGUCUUUCCUCCUAAAGAGGGAAGAGCCUGGGAACGAGGUUGCUACUUACUCAUGUAAGAGGACGGGCGUUUUCGUAGCCUUAAGUCCUAACAUGCUAACAUGCAUGGGCUAUACGACGAAGCCACGUCGCGACUUCAGAUCACCCCUGAUGAAAACACUAUACUGGAGUGUCGAAACGUUGGGUCGUGAAUGCAAUUCGACUGGGCUUUGCAUUCAUUGAUUUAUUAAAACCAGAGUAGCGUGCGGAAACAUGAUUGAUAGCAGUUCUACGUUACACAAUGUUCGAUUUUUUUUAUGUAAUUCGAAUAUUUCUAAAUUAAUAGAUUUAGGUGGCAAGGAAGAGAACGUUCUCCUUCUUCAAGAGAUAAAGCCAGUUACAGGUAAGAAGCUUUACACAUUAAAAUAAAACAGCAAGCCGUCAUUAAUCAGUAAAUGACAAUUAAAUUGAUCGUUUAAACCUUAUCAAUAUAUUUGAUGAAUAACUAAAAUCUACUUUUCAUUAUAGACAUUAUAAAUUGACCUUUUUCUCAAAUUAAAUUUCAAUAAAAUUGAAUACGUUGUUCCCUUAUAUAGAAGCAAUGUGACCAUAAGUGGCAGUCAAGUCCCUUCUGUUCACUGGCCUGUUUUGUUUAAAAUGUUUUGUUUCAAACAAUAGAUAAUUCAAUUAAAAUAUGUAGCUAUUAUGCAUUCAGCAUACAUCAGUACAUCAGUACAUCACGAAAGAUGAAAUUGAGCUAUUAAAGAAAAUUUACCUCCAAAACAAUAAAUUCCAAAGGGCGGAUUUUAAGAUGCCGCUUCAGCCAGUUUUAGCACAAAAUUUGUCCAAAUUUCGAGCACUCUCGGCAGUUGAGUGAAGUAAAUGUCGAUACUCUUUAAGAGCAAGACCAAAUGGUUUACUUUAGUACACUAGUCCAAGGUGUUACUCUGUUUAUAAGAUACAAAAUAUAUAAAGUUUAUCGUACAUGUGCUUCAAUAUAUAUAUAAUAAACAUAACUCUAAAAUUGUCAAAAAUACUUUAUUUUUCAGAGAGGUGGGCUCAAGUAGAUGCAUUGAUUGAAGAAAUGUGCAACCCAAGUACAACAGAAAGACUAACUAGUGAGAAAUUGGUUACUAUGGAAAAAUACAUCAAAGAAAUUGCUCCUUCGUACGUGUACACUCGCCAAAUAUCAGUUGAGGAACCUUUCACGAAGAACGUGCGUAAAGCCAUGUCAGACAAUGUUAAAAACUCAGCAUAUACAAGGCUGUUCGGCAAAAACGAUCAUAAACUUGGUAGAAAGGAUGGAAACUUGGUCAAUGGGGAUCAAGAAAUCUUCAACUUUGCAAGGGAUGAAGUAUUUAAAAAUGCUUCGACCAAAAGGCCGGCGAGACUGAAUGAAACUUUGACAUCUUCUAUGAGAUCCAUUGGCCAAAUUAAAUGCGGCAAUGUUCGAGGAACUUGCUUCCUUGUCACAGACCAGCUGGUGCUGACGAAUUAUCAUGUUUAUAGGAUGAUAGAAACAGAAAGAAAUGAGUCAGAAAAUUCCAGCUUACCCAUCACUGUUUUGUUUGAUUAUUUCCACGCUGAACACAUGGAAAAUGUUGUUGUAGAAGCUGAGGUUGAUGAAGAACAGGAUCCUAAGCUUUCGAAUCCGUACGUUGAUUACAAAUUUUUUCGUUUGAAGCAAAACGAAGGUCUUGCAGAUCGUGUUCCGCUUGGUCCAAUGGUACGUAAUUGGCAAUUAUCAGAUGGUCGAGUUGUUAUCCUUGGUCAUCCAGAAGGAAAAGAACUGCAGGACGAAGUCUGUAUUGUUGUCGGUUAUCGGGAGAUGCACGAGACAAUAAGGAAAAGACAUGAGCAGUGUAAUGGCGUGCAUAUGACCAAUGCACAGUUACUGCACAAAACGGAAGAAUUCCAGGGUCGUCUGUCAUAUGACACAACUUUUUUCUCGGGUGCUAGUGGUUCUCCUGUUUUUGAAAUGAAUGGAAACAUCGUCGCCAUGCACACACAAGGAUACCAACUGGAAAUAUUGGAAGACGAUACACCGAAUCAAUCGAAGAAUGUUUGGAAUCAUGAGCUGGAAAAUGGUCCGAAUGCGCAGCAAGAAAGUGUUUCUAAUCAGGAGCAAGAAAAUGUUCCGAAUCAAGAGCAAGAAAACGUUCCGAAUCAGAAGCAAGAAAAUGUUCUGAAUCAGGAGCAAGGAAAUGUUCCAAAUCAGGAGCAAUGCGGUAUACCGGAUCAAAAGCAAGAAAAUAUACCAAAUCAGGAGCAACAAAAUGUUUGCAAUCAGGAACAAGAAAACGUUCUAAAUCAGGAACUGGAAGAUGUUCCAAAUCAGGAUCAUAAAAAUGUACCGAAUCAAGAGCAAGAAAGUGGUCCGAAUCAGAAGCAAGAAAAUAUUUCCAAGAAAAGAAAAUAUUCGUUGAUGGAAUUUGGCGUCCAGUUUCUUUCAAUAUGUAGAGACUUGAGACGAUGGCAUGGCGAAAAUAUUGUCAAAAAAAUUUUUCCAAAUUAUAAAUUGAAUCCGGGUGAAGAACCAAUGGAUACAACCUAGUUUUUGACAUAUGAUGUACUAAAGAAGACCAAACUUUAUUCAACUAUUCACAUUUGCACCGAAUGUCUUAUUCAUAAGCACAAGAGGUCGUUUUAUUGUCCUUAACAUUCGAAGAACCGACCAAUUGUUCGUAUUUGCAUGCAUGAUUGGAAAGGUAUAGCAGGACGUUUGUUUAGAGGGGUUCAGAAUUUUGACUUGCACCACCGCGACCGCUACCAUUAACCAGUCAGAUAUGUUUAAUCUACUCGAUUAACUGAUCAAAUGCGUAUUAAUUAUAAACUAGUGAGUGGCAGCAAUAGUGGUACUGGAAGUCACAUCUGAACAUAUCUACAUAGGUAAUGUCCCUGAAAAGUUUUGAAAUUUUGAAACUAAUUGGCCGCCAAAUCUCAGGGUUUGCCAGGCUGUGCGGCCCUUUAGACGGUUAUUUUUCACUUACCAAUAAAGGAUUAAUGUAAUCCCACAAUAAGUCGAAAAAACGUGGAGUUUCUUGUAAUUUGUCUCAAAUAGCGAUAGUUUGUAAAUAACUUGUCUGGUGCAAAUAAUGUCUAUUCUUAUCAAAGCCAUGUAAAUUAGCACGGAAUCUGCGUCCGAUCAACACGUG